UAAUAAAACGAUUUUGCGUUUCGUUUCUGCUUUUCAUUUUCUUUCAAGAAGCGUAAAUGGCGAACAAUGGACCUAACUGGGACGGAUUGCUUAAUUGGAGCCUCUCCCAUUCCGAUGGAUCUUCCUCUUCUCGCCCCAUAAGUGAGCAAGAUCGACAAUGGUUUAUGGAAGCUAUGCAAGCACAUACAAUCGAUUCAAUCUCUCGUAUGAAAGUUAUAUCUCAAAUCAUGAAAACGCCUGAACAAGUCUUGGAGGCUCAAGGCGUUACGCCUGAUGAUCUUGAAGGAAUGUUGGAUGAGCUGCAGGAACACGUUGAGUCGAUCGAUUUGGCCAAUGGUUUAAUUUCACAUAAUUUGUUUUUUUGGUUUUUGCUAUGUUUUGUGAAUGGUAAAUUUUUUUACGUUUCAGAUCUUCACUCCAUUGGAGGUUUGGUCCCUCUCCUUAGUUAUCUCAAGAACUCUAAUGCUAAGAUUCGAGCAAAGUCGGCCGAUGUUUUGACCACUGUUGUCCAAAACAAUCCAAGAAGCCAGCAACUUGUUAUGGAAGCAAAUGGGUUAGAGCCAUUAUUAACAAACUUUGUUGCUGAUCCCGACAUAAGAGUUCGAACCAAGGCGCUCGGUGCUAUAUCUUCUCUUAUCCGUAACAACCAACCCGGGAUUACAGCAUUCCGCCUGGCAAAUGGUUACGCUGGCUUGCGAGACGCUUUGGUUUCUGAUACCGUUAGAUUCCAAAGAAAAGCCUUGAACUUGAUCCACUAUCUUCUUCAAGAAAGCAACUCAGACUGUAAAAUCGCUAGAGAUCUUGUAUUCCCUCGCAUUAUGAUCCACCUAGCAUCCAACGAAGACUUAGAAGUCCGGGAAUUUGCCCUUCGUGGUCUCCUAGAGCUUGCCCGUGAAGUAUCUGAGAGAAACCUUGACAGAGCGGAUGUGAAUCUAAGACAGCUUCUUGAGGAGAGAACAAGAAGAAUCAUUGUGAUGUCGGACGAAGAUCUUUGUGCAGCUAGAGAAGAAAGACAGCUAGUGGAUAGCCUUUGGACCAUAUGUUAUGAUGAACCGUCCCAUCUAAGAGAGAGAGGGCUGGUAUACCUCCCGUCUGAUGAUGAGCUGGCUCCUGAUGUGGUUAGGGACCGCUUUGAACCUCCUCUUAGGACUUGGGCUGCAAGAAGACAUGAUGAGACGAGUGAACAACCGGUUCCACUUCUUCUUGGUCCUGCACCGUGAUCUCGUUGCUAUGGCAUAUAAAAAGAACCAAUCUAUUGGAUUUUGCAUAUAUCAACAAUACAUCAUCGGUUUAGAAAUUUGAGUAACAAGCACAUAGACAUUCUAAGGUCUACGUCAUGCCAAUAUUAUAAUGUUCCGUUAUUGUGUAAGUCAUGAAUCAGACUUGUGGGAUUGUCCUUGAAAGUGACUCAAAUAUCGCAAUCAUAAUCUUAUAACAAAAACUCAAUUUAUA
This is a messenger RNA of Camelina sativa (false flax), 1452 nucleotides long. RefSeq names its product hsp70 nucleotide exchange factor fes1. NCBI's taxonomy places the organism in Eukaryota, Viridiplantae, Streptophyta, Magnoliopsida, Brassicales, Brassicaceae. Gene Ontology annotation, cellular component: endoplasmic reticulum. The record is from RefSeq and is a predicted model, not a curated record. Gene Ontology annotation, molecular function: adenyl-nucleotide exchange factor activity.